Rhododendron vialii is the source of this 1610-nucleotide messenger RNA. RefSeq lists its product as uncharacterized. Lineage: Eukaryota; Viridiplantae; Streptophyta; Magnoliopsida; Ericales; Ericaceae. The transcript is spliced from 5 exons. Bases 209 to 1324 code for a protein of 371 amino acids. The record is from RefSeq and is a predicted model, not a curated record.
CCCGAUAAAAAUUUACUCCAAUAAUACUGUACUACGGUUGCUACAAUCGAAAGAAAACGAUUCCUUAAGUAGUUAAGGUCCAAGUUCAAAUCACUACUCUUCUCUGUCUCUCUCUCAUCUGCGAGCUACUGCAAGGAAUGUCGAUCCACUUCCGACCGAUAUAAUUAGAGAAAGCUAUUUACGUAUAUAGGGAGAGAGAGAGAUUGUUAUGGGUGGGGUGACUUCGUCGGUGGCGGCGAAGCUGGCGUUCUUCCCACCGAGCCCGCCGUCGUACAAGCUAAUUACGGACGAGGCCACCGGGCUGCUGCUGCUGGACGCAUUCCCUCACCGGGAGAACGUCGAGGUACUGAAGCUGCCGACUCGACGGGGCACGGAGAUCGUCGCGGUGUACGUGCGGUACCCGAUGGCGACCUCCACCCUGCUUUACUCUCACGGGAAUGCUGCUGAUGUUGGCCAGAUGUACGAGCUUUUCAUCGAGUUGAGCAUCCACUUGCGCGUCAAUCUCAUGGGGUAUGACUACUCUGGCUAUGGGCAGUCAACUGGGAAGCCGAGUGAGCACAACACUUAUGCAGACAUAGAAGCUGCAUAUAAGUGUCUUGAAGAGAGCUAUGGUGCUAAGCAGGAAGAGAUCAUCCUUUACGGCCAAUCUGUUGGAAGUGGGCCUACCUUGGACCUCGCGGCCCGUCUGCCUCGUCUAAGAGCCGUUGUCUUACAUAGUCCAAUACUCUCAGGCUUAAGAGUCAUGUAUUCUGUGAAGCGCACUUACUGGUUCGACAUCUACAAGAACAUUGACAAAAUCCCGUUUGUGAAGUGUCCAGUUCUGGUCAUCCAUGGAACGUCUGAUGAAGUUGUUGACUGCUCCCAUGGUAAACAGCUUUGGGAACUCAGCCAGGACAAAUACGAACCGUUGUGGGUUAAAGGAGGAAACCACUGCAAUUUAGAGCUGUAUCCAGAUUACAUCAGGCAUCUGAAGAAGUUCGUAUUUCAUGUGGAGAAACCACCCACGAAGAGGAUCAGUUCAAGGAAAAGCGUAGACCGACCGGAACAUUCUAGAAUGAGUACUGAUUGUUUCGAGGCUUCAAGGAAAAGCACCGACAGGAGGGAAAAAUCAAGACGAAGCACUGAUAAGCAUGAGAAAUUGAAAUUCCGUGAGUUCAAAUUUAAUAAUGAUGACAAGCUUGCAAAGUUAAAAAUGAAUUUGGACCAUGUGGAGAGAUCACGGCGGAGCGUGGAAUACCAUGAGAAGUCGCGGAGAAGCAUCGAGCAUCAGCUCGAGAAAGCGAGGAAGAGUGUAGAUUGGUUGGAUAGAAUCCGAGCAGUUUAAAGAGAGUACCACACGUAAAAUACGCGCAUCGACUUUAUACUGAUGGUAAAAUUGGUGGUGUAACUUGUGCUUUUUUUAUGCUAACAUUUGAGUUGUUAAUUUGGUACCUGUACUAGUGUACUGUAAUAGGUCUUGUUUCAUUCUCUGGUUGAACUUGAACUUACAGCUGCUUGAUGUGGCUAUGUCGAUGUAAAUGAUUUCAUUUUCUUUCUCUGAACCACAGUUUCCUUUGGCUGUGGAUUACUGGCAAGUUGCAGAGGGAAAAGGAAAAGAGAAUUUGCUAUUA